Messenger RNA from Phasianus colchicus (ring-necked pheasant), 3576 nucleotides. Lineage: Eukaryota; Metazoa; Chordata; Aves; Galliformes; Phasianidae. The record is from RefSeq and is a predicted model, not a curated record.
ACUCCGCUACUGCUCAGCCUUUCUCGCUGCCCUCCCGGCUCUCCGCCCCAUUAACCCAGCAGCAUCCCGUUUAAAAAUCCUUCCCGGUCCCCAUCCAGCGGAGAGGGAAAUGAUGCUCGGUCGCUUCCUGGCGCUUUGCGAGCCUCUGUCCGGGCGGAGGGCGGCGGUUCCGGCCGCGGUGAGGAGCCCCAGCAGCGGCUACCGAAGCCCGGAGAACCUCGCGGGGCCGCACCGGCGCAGCUCCAUCCCUGCGGCCGGAGCCGAAGGGUUAACGGAGCCCUGGGGCAGGCCGGGAGAGCGGGGCGGGGAGAGGGGCGACAGGGAGGCGGCGGCUCCCGGUAACGGCGGCACCGAGCGCGGCCGCAUCGCGGUCCCGACCCCCAUCCCCGUCCCGACCCCCCAUCUCUAUCCCCCGAGCUCCUCGCUGACCUCCGGCCCCCACCCCGCGGGCACGGAGGAUGGACCAGUCGGUGGCCAUCCAGGAGACUCUUCUCGAUGGGGCGACGUGUCGAAUCGCCGUGCAAGGAACCGUGGCUGCGGGGCAAAGCGUGGAGAGCCGGCUGCUGGGCCUGGUGGAGCGCGGCGGGCAGCACGCGUGGGUGCCGAGAUGGGGCAAACCGGGCUUGUGCUUGGGAGGGGAGGGCUUUGUGUGGGGUGGGGUCUGCCCGGACCGAGGCAUUCCCUCCAGCCUCUGCUCCGUGUUUGCAGGAUCUACGUGUACACCCACCGGCGGAUGGCCAUCACUGCGGAGGACGUCUGGCUGGAGAAGGUUAUCCCCAUCGCAGAGGGGUUUGCAGUGGAAGAAGUGAUACCUGAUGGUGACCUUCAUGUCAUUGGUUCAGAUGUGACCGUUCGGAUCCGCUCGGAAGGCGAUGGGCUCACAGUGCAGCUGCCUUUUGGUUCACAUACCCGCACAUUCCUGCAGGAGGUCAGCAAGUGCAGCACAGAAGCAGUUGGCUCUGAAGGCAUCAAGCAGAAUGGAAAGAAGCUUGCAGUCAGUCCAGGCUGGAGCCAGGACAGCACUGACAGGAGUGCUCCCAGGCAAAGCAAACUCAAGCCAGAGGUGACAACAGAAAUGGUGCGGUCGUCCAGCGUGAUGGUCUCAAACAUGGCUUCAAUUUUAUCAGAACCAAAGUUUGGGCUACGAGAUACUAUUGUCAAAUCUGAGCUUGUGCAAAGGGAGGAUUCCUACACGUACAUCCAGAACUUCAGGUUUUUUGUUGGGACUUACAAUGUGAAUGGUCAGUCCCCCAAAGAAAGCCUCCAGCCUUGGCUGAGAUGGGACUCUGUACCUCCGGACGUUUACUGUGUGGGUUUCCAGGAGCUUGAUCUGAGUAAAGAAGCCUUCUUUUUCAAUGACACACCGAAGGAAGAAGAGUGGUUUAAAGCUGUAACUGAUAGCCUUCAUCCAGAUGCCAAAUAUGCAAAGGUGAAACUUGUGCGACUCGUGGGAAUAAUGCUUCUGUUGUAUGUGAAAGCAGACCUUGCUUUGAACAUCUCUGAGGUGGAAAUCGGGACUGUGGGAACUGGCAUCAUGGGGAGGAUGGGUAACAAAGGUGGUGUUGCCAUAAGGUUUAAAUUCCAUAACACAAGUGUGUGCGUUGUGAAUUCUCACCUUGCGGCUCACACGGAGGAAUAUGAGAGGAGGAACCAGGACUUCAAAGACAUCUGCUCUCGGAUGCAGUUCUGCCAAUCGAAUCCAAAUUUGCCACCUCUCACUAUCAGCAAACACGAUGUGAUCUUGUGGUUGGGUGACCUCAACUAUCGGCUGGAAGAACUGGAUGUGACGAAAGUGAAGCAGCUUGUAGAUGAGAAAGCAUUUCCAGAGCUUUGCCAAUACGACCAGCUAAAGAGGCAGAUGAAUGCAAAAGCUGUCUUUGAAGGCUAUACAGAGGGAGAGAUUUCUUUCCAGCCAACAUACAAAUACGACGCUGGCUGUGAUGAGUGGGACACGAGUGAGAAGUGCCGUGUUCCAGCUUGGUGUGAUCGGAUACUCUGGAAAGGCCAGAACAUUGCUCAGCUGAGCUACCGUAGCCAUAUGGCUCUGAAGAUCAGCGACCAUAAGCCAGUUAGCUCUGUGUUUGAUAUUGGGGUGAAAGUUGUGAAUGAGGAGCUGUACCGAAAGGUCUUUGAGGAAAUCGUGCGCUCCCUGGAUAAGAUGGAAAACGCCAACAUUCCCUCGGUGACCCUCUCCCAGAGAGAGUUCCAUUUUGAGGACGUCAAAUACAUGCAGCUGCAGGUAGAGAAGUUUACGAUCCGCAAUGGACAAGUGCCCUGCCAGUUUGAAUUUAUCAGCAAACCAGAUGAGGUUACCUAUUGCAAGGAGUGGCUGAUUGCUAAUCCGAGUAAGGGCUUUCUGCUGCCAGGUUCUGAGAUCACAAUUGAGUUGGAACUGUUUGUUAAUAAAUCAACAGCUACACACUUAAACUCUGGAGAAGAAAAACUUGAAGACAUCUUGGUCUUGCAUCUAGACAGGGGGAAGGAUUAUUUUCUGUCUGUAACAGGAAACUACUUGCCCAGUUGCUUUGGGUCUCCCAUUCACACGCUGUGUCACAUGAGGGAACCGAUCCAAGACAUGUCUGCAGAAUCCAUUCGGAAUCUUACCCUGAUGCCACUGGAAAUGAGCAAUAAUGCUACUCAAGCUGAAAAGCCUCUGGAAAUUCCCAAGGAGCUGUGGAUGAUGGUGGAUCACUUAUACCGCAAUGCUUCCCAGCAGGAGGACCUAUUUCAGCAACCAGGCCUUAGGUCUGAAUUUGAGCAAAUCCGAGACUGUUUGGACAAAGGAAUGCAUGAUACCCUCCUUGGCAGCAACCACUCGGUAGCAGAGGCAUUGCUGCUCUUCUUGGAAAGCCUGCCAGAGCCAGUCAUCUGCUACAAGUUCUACAACAGCUGUUUAGAGUGUGCCAACAACUACCUGCUGAGCAGCCAGAUUAUCUCUAACCUGCCAGAGUGCCAUAAAAACGUGUUUGAAUAUCUAAUGGCAUUUCUACGAGAACUACUGAAAAAUUCAGGGAAGAACAAUUUGGAUGUGAAUAUUCUAGCUAGUAUAUUUGGUGGCUUAUUACUUAGACCUCCUCCUGGACAUCCUAUGCCUGAUAUAACAGAAAAGAGGAAAGCUCAGCAAUUUAUCCAUCAAUUCCUCCUGAAAGAGAACAAUUUAUCGUGAAUUUCAGAUGCAGCUAAUCAUAUUUUUAGAUAUGAAACUACUGUAAAGAAAAAAAUGUACAGUAUAUCAGUUUGUUUUUUUUUUAAUCACAGUAUUUUAUACAAUCUUUUGCUAUUAAAUGCAGCUCAGGCAUUUAGAAUCAGGUGUCACUGUUAAUAAGCUGUAAAGUAUAUUGAAUUUUUAAAUAAGCUGUACGUAGACAAGCAAAAAUAUAAAAGCUGAUAUUUACUCUUGUAUUUAACUUGUAUUAAAGCACAGAAUUUUUAAGUCGUUAUUUAAAUAAAAACAUCCCAGUGCAUUUUCCAGCCUUGUCUGCUUUGGGCUCUUGGUUUUAAGUGUGCAUUAAGUCACACCUGUUACAGGCACGGAGCAGCCCUAUCCACUGUAGGAUACGAGCAUUUCCAUGCCUU